This is a messenger RNA of Suillus bovinus, 1626 nucleotides long. RefSeq names its product DUF1212-domain-containing protein. The coding region runs from base 1 to 1626 and encodes 541 amino acids. The transcript is spliced from 5 exons. NCBI's taxonomy places the organism in Eukaryota, Fungi, Basidiomycota, Agaricomycetes, Boletales, Suillaceae. Gene Ontology annotation, biological process: transmembrane transport. Gene Ontology annotation, molecular function: transmembrane transporter activity. The record is from RefSeq and is a predicted model, not a curated record.
AUGCAAAGAUCGAAUACAGAUAAUUCCCAACACUCGCAGCUGUUAGACCCAGAUGAUCCUACUAUUACUGGUGUGAGGAAGAAAUGUCUCGACGACUAUGACGACGAGAAGCGGACGGCAUUGAGGCAGAUGGACUAUCGCAGGCGUAGAAAGGAGAAACAGAAGAUCAAGAUUGAAUUCAACGUUACUUCCAUCAUCCAUCGCCACAACUUCCUGCUCAAGCUUGCAAAAGCGUUGAUGACCUUCGGUGCACCUUCUCACCGCAUCGAAUCACAGCUCCUUGCAGCAGCGCGCAUCCUCGAAGUCGACGCCGAGUUCAUCCAUCUACCAAGCGUCAUUAUCUGUUCCUUCGGCGACAACGAUACAAUGACUUCGGAAACCCACUUCAUCAAGUCCGGUGGCGGUCUUUCAUUAGGCAGCCUGCACAAGGUCCACAUCAUCUAUCGCGCUGUGGUGCACGACGAAGUCAGUGCGCGGAAGGCGACGGAGCAACUUGAUGAACUGUUAUUGGCAAAGCCGUUGUACCCGUGGUGGUUCAGAUGUAUCUUGAGUUUCUGGUUAUCGGUCUUAAUCUGCCCGCUGGCAUUUGGAGGCUCGUUCAUCGAUAUGGGGAUCGCUGGCUGUGGCGCCUUUGUGUUGUGUUUCCUGCAACUCAGGAUUGCCGCGAAGAGCGCUAUGUACGCAAACGUCUUUGAGAUUACAACGGCAAUGCUGGUGUCCUUCACAGCACGAGGGCUUAGUAGUAUCAGAAGCCAGAUCUUCUGUUAUACAGCUGUUUCGUCCUCUGCGAUUAUUGGUAUUCUUCCCGGUUAUUUGAUCCUGAGUAGUUCCUUGGAGCUGGCUUCUAAAAACAUCGUCUGCGGUAGCGUUAAAAUGGUAUACGCCCUCAUCUAUACCCUCUUCUUGGGUUUCGGUUUGCAGAUCGGAUCAGACCUAUACCUUCUCUUCGAUCCAAUUGCACGACACCACCUCACAGCGCUUGCCGCCGACAUCUCCACGAGCGCCACCAUUGUGGGCACAUUCGCAGCAGACAACUCCACAAGUGGCAACUCCUCGCUCUCUUCGGGGUUAGGACCCGUCUAUGGUACCUUCACCUUCACGAACAACACGAACGUGAUGCAGACAGACAUCAUCGACGGAUGUUACCGCCCUAAACACUUUGGCUGGUACCUCCAACCCUUCCCCUUCUGGACGCAGUUCCUUAUUGUACCGUUGUUCAGUAUCCUAUCGUCCCUCGCGAAUCUGCAACCGUGGCGGAGCAGGCAACUUCCAGUGAUGGUGGUCAUAUCGUGCGCGAGUUAUGCGAGCAACAAAGUUGCCAAUCACUAUAUCUUCAAUCGGAGCGAUAUCGUGAGCGCUAUCGGGGCUUUUACUGUGGGAUUGCUGGGGAAUGUUUAUUCGAGGAAGAUGGGCGGGACGGCCUUUACGAGUAUGGUUACGGGUGUGCUGUUCCUUGUACCAUCGGGUCUGUCGCAGGCGGGAGGUAUCACAGCAGAUGGAAGCGGUGUGGACAUUGGAAGCGCAAUGAUAGCCGUCACGAUCGGUAUCACGGUUGGGCUGUUCAUGUCCCAAGCGCUCGUGUACAUGUUUGGGUCGAGGAAGAAUGCUGCUGUAUUCUCAUUCUGA